CCCAUCCAUCCCAUCCACCGCAUCGCUGCCCUUUCUCCAACAAUCCACCCGCGACGCCGUCUUCCCGAGUCUCGACAACUUUUUGCUUUCCACUUCUUUCUACCACCACCACUACUACUACAUACUCCUUCUUAAUACACACCAAACCCAUCCAAAAUGCGUGAAAUCAUCAGCUUGAACGUCGGCCAGGCCGGUUGCCAGAUCGCCAACUCCUGCUGGGAGCUUUACUGCCUUGAGCACGGCAUUCAGCCCGAUGGUUACCUCACCGAGGAGCGCAAGGCCGCUGACCCCGACCAUGGCUUCAGCACUUUCUUCUCCGAGACCGGCAACGGGAAAUACGUUCCUCGCACCAUCUACGCCGAUCUCGAGCCCAACGUCAUUGACGAGGUCCGCACCGGCGCCUACCGCGGUCUCUUCCACCCCGAGCACAUGAUCAGCGGCAAGGAGGAUGCCUCCAACAACUACGCUCGUGGUCACUACACCGUCGGCAAGGAGCUGAUUGACCAGGUCCUCGACAAGGUCCGCCGCGUUGCCGACAACUGCAGCGGUCUCCAGGGUUUCCUCGUUUUCCACUCGUUCGGUGGUGGCACUGGUUCCGGUUUCGGUGCUCUCCUCAUGGAGCGCCUCUCGGUCGACUAUGGCAAGAAGUCCAAGCUCGAGUUCUGCGUCUACCCUGCUCCCCAGACUGCCACCUCGGUCGUUGAGCCUUACAACUCGAUCCUCACCACCCACACCACCCUCGAGCACGCUGACUGCUCCUUCAUGGUGGACAACGAGGCCAUCUACGACAUCUGCCGCCGCAACCUUGGCCUCGAGCGCCCCAACUACGAGAACCUUAACCGCCUGAUCGCUCAGGUCGUCUCUUCCAUUACCGCUUCGCUCCGCUUUGACGGCUCCCUCAACGUCGAUCUCAACGAGUUCCAGACCAACUUGGUCCCCUACCCCCGUAUCCACUUCCCUCUGGUCGCCUACGCUCCCGUCAUCUCGGCUGCCAAGGCCGCCCACGAGGCCAACUCGGUCCAGGAGAUGACCAUGUCCUGCUUCGAGCCCAACAACCAGAUGGUCAAGUGCGACCCCCGCCACGGCAAGUACAUGGCCACUUGCUUGCUCUACCGCGGUGACGUUGUCCCCAACGACGCCCACGCUGCCGUCGCUACCCUCAAGACCAAGCGCACCAUUCAGUUCGUCGACUGGUGCCCUACUGGUUUCAAGCUUGGUAUUUGCUACCAGCCUCCUCACCAGGUCCCCAACGGCGAUCUGGCCAAGGUUAACCGUGCUGUCUGCAUGCUUUCCAACACCACCGCCAUUGCCGAGGCCUGGUCUGCUCUUUCGUCCAAGUUCGAUCUCAUGUACUCCAAGCGUGCCUUCGUCCACUGGUACGUUGGUGAGGGUAUGGAGGAAGGCGAGUUCUCCGAGGCCCGUGAGGAUCUUGCGGCCCUUGAGCGCGAUUACGAGGAGGUUGCUGCCGACUCGAUGGAGGGCGAGGAUGUCGAGGCCGAGUACUAAGUGCAAGUACAAGUACAGCAACACAGUGUACGGAAUUUGUUGCUUGUGAAAGGAUAAUUGUUGGUACGAGGAUGUUGAUGGAAUCAGAGGGAAGAGAUAUACAAAGUACAAGUGGUGGGAAACCAGAGCCCGCCCGACGUCAGAAAGAAUACCCACGGAGUCCCUUGAUUGUGGCUUCCUGUUAGUUGUUUGAAUGGGUGCGCAUCAGGUGGUUUGCUAGU
This is a messenger RNA of Neurospora hispaniola, 1727 nucleotides long. Its product is annotated as tubulin alpha-B chain. Gene Ontology annotation, molecular function: GTP binding; structural constituent of cytoskeleton. NCBI's taxonomy places the organism in Eukaryota, Fungi, Ascomycota, Sordariomycetes, Sordariales, Sordariaceae. The coding region runs from base 157 to 1506 and encodes 449 amino acids. Gene Ontology annotation, biological process: mitotic cell cycle; nuclear migration by microtubule mediated pushing forces; nuclear division. The record is from RefSeq and is a predicted model, not a curated record. Gene Ontology annotation, cellular component: spindle; microtubule; cytoplasm. The transcript is spliced from 7 exons.